Messenger RNA from Limulus polyphemus (Atlantic horseshoe crab), 1510 nucleotides. It is a transcript of the gene TfIIFalpha, whose product is annotated as general transcription factor IIF subunit 1-like. The transcript is spliced from 9 exons. Gene Ontology annotation, biological process: positive regulation of transcription elongation by RNA polymerase II; transcription initiation at RNA polymerase II promoter. Gene Ontology annotation, cellular component: nucleus; transcription factor TFIIF complex. NCBI's taxonomy places the organism in Eukaryota, Metazoa, Arthropoda, Merostomata, Xiphosura, Limulidae. Gene Ontology annotation, molecular function: RNA polymerase II general transcription initiation factor activity; TFIIF-class transcription factor complex binding; DNA binding. The record is from RefSeq and is a predicted model, not a curated record. Bases 35 to 1402 code for a protein of 455 amino acids.
GAAAUCUGAUCAAAAUAUUUGGAUCUAGGCCAAGAUGGAAAGAGAAAACAAUAUUAAGGAGUUUAAAGCAGAUGAGGAGAUGCCUAAAUAUGGAGCAGGAAGUGAAUUUGGUAGGGACCAAAGGGAAGAAGCAAGAAGAAAGAAAUAUGGAAUAAUUUCAAAGAAAUAUAAUCCAGAUGACCAACCAUGGAUGUUGAAAGUUGGGGGAAAAGGAGGAAAAAAAUUUAAAGGUAUUCGUGAAGGAGGAGUUACUGAAAAUGCAUCAUACUAUGUCUUUACUCAAGCUCCAGAUGGUGCCUUUGAAGCUUUUCCUAUCCAGGAAUGGUACAAUUUUACUCCUAUUCAGCGUUACAAACCUCUGAGUGCAGAAGAGGCUGAGGAAGAGUUUAACAGACGAAACAAAAUCUUAAACUAUUUUAAUCUCAUGAAGAAGCGAAACAAAAAUGAAGAAGAAGAUGACAAAGAAGAAGGGGAAAAGAAAACUCAGACAAAAAAGAAAGGAAAAAAUGACUUUAAAAUUUCUGAUAUGGAUGACUGGGUGAAUGAUUCUGAUGUAGGAUCUGGAGAUGAAGAUGAUGAUGAUGAAGGAAAAGCCAGUGAUAAUGAAAAAUCAAAAACAAAGAACAAAAAAAAGAAAGACCAAAAAAAGAAAAAGAAGAAAGAAGAAGACUCUGAGGAAGAAGCUAAAGAGGAAAGUGAUGAAGGGGAUUUUGAUGAUCGAGAAGUUGAUUACAUUACCAACUCAUCAAGCUCAGAGGCUGAUGUUGAAACGGAUGUAAAAGCCACUCAGGAAUUAAAAGGAGUUGAAGAUGAGGAUGCUCUUCGACAGUUGGAAAUGUCAGACGAUGAAGAGGAAGAAGAAAAAGAAGGAGAGGAAGGAAAAGAAGGAACCCAAGAAGAACAAGCUCCAGAACUAGUUCCUGAGAAUAAGAAAAAAGUAAAAGAGGAAAAAGUUCUGUCUUCUGGAGAAUCAAGCCCUGACUCCUCUGACUCAGAUUUUGAUGAUUCCAAGUUUCACUCAGCAAUGUUUAUGCAGAAGUCCAAACAUAAUGGAUCAGACAGCGCCAGUAGCAGUAGAGCCAAUACCCCAACAUCUGAUACAGUUAAACACUCCUCAAAAUCUGCUCAAAAGAGACGAGCUGGUGACUCAGGGGGUGUAUCAGCUAAAAGACACAAGUUGGAUGGCUCCAGUUCAAGCUCUGAGGGAAUUACUGAAGAUGCAGUGAGAAGAUAUCUAAUGAGAAAGCCAAUGACCACUACAGAACUUCUUCAAAAAUUCAAGAGUAAAAAGACUGGGCUCAGUAGUAAUCAGUUGGUUACAACCAUAGCUCAGAUUCUAAAACGGUUGAAUCCAGAAAAACAGACAAUAAAAGGAAAGCUGUAUUUAUCUAUAAAAUCUUAAAAUUGUGUGCAGUAUUUAAAAGGUAAUUUUUACAUGUCUUAAAAAAUAACAUUUUUUUUGUUUUAUAUGAGAAUCAUGUAAAGUAAUAAAUUACACUGAAUCUUUUAA